UCCAACCGAAGUCAGGCGGAAACGUACAGGCUGCGUGCUUGCGGUGAAGUGUGCGCAGCGAAGUCGCUCGGUGAGUUGACAGCAGUCGACGAGCCACCUCGCGGGCUUCCAUCGAUCUGGUGUUGGUAUUCGCAUCGAUUGGUUCACCAUAAAAUAAUGGAACUUAGCAGCGGCCUCCCCUCACGCACAAGCUAUUAGCUGUGAGGCUAACGGCAGCUAGCUGCAUCUUUUAACGAGCCAGCGAGCCGCUGGGGAUGAAGGUCCGGAGGUCUUCAUCGUAACGAAGGAGAAGCUGCGAUGGAGGAAUGCGAUGGGGAGGACACGGAGACACCUGAUCUUCCCCUGGAGAUCCUAGUUUACAUCCUUAUUCGCUUUCUUCACACAUCGGAGAGGAAGGAAGCCUUGCUGGUCAGCCGCAGUUGGUAUUAUGCCAGCCAGGACCUUAGCUUUCAGAAAAAUGUCACCUUCUGCUUCCUGGCUUCAGCCUCGUCGCUGGAGCUGAUCAAGGGUCUGAGCAGAAAGUCACGCUGCAGUCUUAUUAUCAGCCAGCUCGAUGGGUUCAGUAUGUCCAGAUCUCUGCUUCUGGAGGUGGGUCUGUGCCUGGGCUCCAAGUUGGAGAGCUUGUCCCUGCCUGGCAGCAGUAUCACCGAAGCCUCUCUGCUUGCACUCCUCCCCCGCCUCACCUCCCUCCGCAGGCUGGACCUCAGGGGCCUGGACAGCUUCUUCAUGUCCGGCCCUUUCCUCUCGAGGGAGAAGCAUAGACAGCAGGUCCGGUCGGCUCUGUCUGGUCUGGAGGAGCUGGACCUGUCCGACCUGCGGUACCUCUCCGACGUCACCUUCAACCGGCUCACCGGCUGCGCCCCUCGCCUCCGCCGCCUCUCGCUGGCCGGCUGCCACAUCGCCUUCGAGUUUGACCCGUACCGAGGCUGCCCGGUGGGGGACGUUAAGGAUUCCUCGGCAUUGCUGUCGCUGAGGAACGUACGGAGGCUGUUGACGGAGCAGAAAUCCUCCCUUGUUGCUCUGGACCUCAGCAGGACUUCUAUUACCCCCGAGUCACUACGCACUAUAGCACAGGUCAGGUUUCCUUCAGUCCCCCGGUACCUACACACUGGUUUAUUCAGUGACAAAAUACCUGCAUUCUGCUCAUGAUUUCAGUGCGGCCUUUAACUUUUCCUAAAAAUAAGUGUUUUGCUUUCCUGUGAUCAUAGAAUGCAUAGAACGAAGAAAUCAAAUAUAAUAUUCAGAAUUCUGUUUUCAUUAUUUUAUAAUGACUUGAAAGUAAGAAUUGUGAUGUUUUUGUUACCUUUCUAUGUACAUUGUGGAGCAGGUUCACAUGUGUCCAAGGCAGCCAGCACGGUUCAAGAAGCCUUGCGAUGAUGAUGAUGAUGAUGAUGAUGAUGAUGAUGAUGACAUGUAUGAUGUUAUGUCAGCGCUGAUCACAUUCAUUAAGAAAAGGAAUUUAAAAAAGUUAAUAUAUCUUCUGUAGCAGAUACCAUCACAACUUUUAAAGAGUUUCAACAGAAUUUAGGUCCUUUUGUGGUUCUCAAAUGUUUCUAUUCAAUCUAUUAUUUUUUUAAUUUCCUGAAACUUCUAGAACUAUGUUUUAAAAUAAAACCAAACAUGUAUUUAUUGGGCAAGAGUGACUCCAUCCAAAGACAUUACAUGUUUUUUAUUAUAUUAUUAUAUUAUAUUAUAUUAUUAUAUUAUUUUUUUAUCCUGUGAUCGCAAUUUUUCCAAUUUUCUGUCCGCUUGGUCUCCUUUUUUAAUAAUAAAUGUAUAAACUCAACACUAA
Messenger RNA from Gasterosteus aculeatus aculeatus (three-spined stickleback), 1792 nucleotides. RefSeq lists its product as uncharacterized. Gene Ontology annotation, molecular function: protein binding. The record is from RefSeq and is a predicted model, not a curated record. Lineage: Eukaryota; Metazoa; Chordata; Actinopteri; Perciformes; Gasterosteidae.